Messenger RNA from Phalacrocorax carbo (great cormorant), 6315 nucleotides. The record is from RefSeq and is a predicted model, not a curated record. NCBI's taxonomy places the organism in Eukaryota, Metazoa, Chordata, Aves, Suliformes, Phalacrocoracidae.
GGCCGGCCGGUGUUCACCGUGCGUGAGGUGAAAGCUGCUGAGGGGCAGGGAGAGGGGUUGUUACCCUCGGCGGGGCUGCCCGGGCUCGGGAGCUGUCACCGCUAUGGGGUUCCGCAGGAAAAACAAGAGCCCGGCGGUGCUAAGCCACGAGUUCAUCAUUCAGAACCAUGCGGAUACCGCAUCCUGCCUAGUGAUGGGCCUCCUGCUGGGGGUCGUGUUUGAGGUCCCAUCCAAGUAUGCUAUCAUCUUUAUUGCUGUGCAGCACAAUGUCACCUAUACCACUGAUGACAACAGUGAGCAAUUUCAUUUUUACGACUAUGGUCCAAAGGACAUUGCCACAAUCUUCUUCUACAUGCUUGUAGCUAUUAAUCUGCACGCUGUAAUCCAGGAGUGCAUAUUAGACAAAAUGACUAGACGACUGCAUUUGUCAAAAACAAAGCACAGCAAAUUCAAUGAAUCUGGACAGCUAGCAUUUUUCUACUUGUUUUCGUUUAUAUGGGGAGCAAGUAUUUUGAAUGGAGAUGAAUUUGUGAUGAACCCAACCUCAUUCUGGAAAGAUUAUCCUCAUUCUCGUAUGCUUUUUCAGGUUAAAUUCUUCUAUGUUUGCCAGAUAGCCUAUUGGCUUCAUGCGCUGCCAGAGCUAUACUUCCAAAAGAUCAGAAAGGAAGAUAUUCCAAGGCAGCUAUGUUAUAUUUGCCUUUACAUUGCUCAUAUCUCUGGUGCCUAUAUAUUAAAUUUGCAGCAUUUGGGGCUAAUUCUGAUGGUACCUCACUAUUUAGUGGAACUCAUUUUUCAUGCCUCACGUCUUUUCUACUUCAGUGAUGAAAACAAGCAAAAAGGAUUUACCAUUUGGGCUUUACUUUUUGUAAUGGUGCGUCUUUUGACCCUAACUUUAUCUGUCCUCACGUUUGGAUUUGGUCUGGCAACAGUAGAGAAUCCAGGUUUUUCCAUAGCAGACGGAAACUUCAAUGUACUCCCUGUGAGGAUUGGCUGCCUGGGUGCUGUUUGUCUAACACAGGCCUGGAUGAUGUGGAAAUUUAUAAAUUUUCAGCUGAAGAAAUGGAGAGAGCAUGUUAAGAACCAGAUUCCAAAGAAAAAAGUAACUAACACAAAGAACAAACGAACAAAAAAGGAACCAAACAAAGCUAACCUUGUCAAUGGAGCAGCAAAACCAGAAGGUGGAGCAUCGCCGAGAAUAAAAAAACCAAAACCAGUAUGAAAAUACAAGCUAGUAUCAGAAGACAACAUAUGGCAGAAGACUGUGACUUUAAAAAUUGACACUGCAGAGCUACUAUUUGGAUGUCUUAUUUUUUCAUUGGACACUAUCAGGUUAUAUUUCUUAAAUUUUUUUUUAAUAACCCCACAUUUAUGACAAGAUCAUCUCUGAUCUAUCUUAACCCAGUAGUCAUCUCCAAAUUUCACUUAGCUUUAACAUUGAAAACAGAUGAAUCAGUCUGAACUUCUGGUUGUGUGAUCAGAAGUUACUACAUUUCUGUAGUAUUUGCAUUAUAGACACUUCAGGAAGCUAAGUUAUCUGUGUAGUCAUUUGUUUUUACAAAAUCAAAAUUCUGUACCAAAAAGGUCUUACAAUGUCUGUCUGUUCUGCCCCCCUUUUUUUCCCCCCCAAGAAUUUUUGCUUUAUUCAUCUUACAUGGAGUGAGGUAGCCUGGUAAAAAAGCAAAAAUGUUAGAUACUUGAUUUCUCUUUAAAAAUUAGAGAUUUAGAGAGAGGGCAAAUUCUGUCAGGACAUUGCUAAUCUUUUUUUUUUUUUUUUCAGUAUAAAGGUGAGACUAAUGUUUAAAGAUGCAAACUGUGUGCCUUGGGAAAAACAGCAGACUACCUGUUGGACUUUGCAGUGGAUUGUUCUGUCUUGUAUGGGGCAGGGGGAAGAAAAGUAGCCAAUUAAUCUGUGGUAUAGUCUUAGCCCUUUUGAAAUAAAAGACAAAACUCCCAAAUAUUUCUAAAAAGUCAGUAUUUCAUGCUUGCAAUUACAUACCAGAUUUUUUCUUCAACUGUUUGUUUUGACUUUCAUUGAUAACUGGCACAUCUUAAACUUCUGAAUCUACUCAGAUGAUGUUCAAGGGAGGUGCUCAAACAAUAGUGCAAUGACUGUUUUGCCAAGCAUAACCUAAAAGCUUUUUUCUUUAACCUGUAGAUAAUAAUUUAUUUUAGUCUGACUCAAGGGUUUUACGUCUAGUAAGGUAUUAAUUUGCGCCUUAUGUGAACACUUUAUCUGGAUAUGAUUUUAAUAUUAAUAUGAUUAUAUUAUAAAAAGAUUAAUGGUAUUUUUGUAAGUAACAGUCAUAGAUCUGAGACUGGUAUCUCAAUGUUGGGUAAGUUUCAUGAACUCACUUUGUAAUUUCCUGUAACUUUCUCCCUGUGCAAAUAGAUUGUAGGAAUAUUACAUCAAUUCAUGUAAGCCUAUAAAUUUCUACUGAAAAUGUUUACCAUGGAACUAGAAUAUAUUUGCUAAUAUUUUUAAUAAACUUGUAUAAUAAUGAAUGCAUUGUCCAAUAAAAAUAUCUUUUGAGCAGUUUGGGUGAGAUUUGCUUAGUCUUCAAGUAUUUCUCAGCAUGCUGCUCACAAGAUGAUGUUUUCUUCAAUGUACACUGUAACUGUAAGCCUACAGUCCCUGUAGAUUUCAAUUUCUGCACACCUAAGUGACCAGGCUUUCAAAAGUGAAUACAGACAGUAGUUGAGGUGCUAGUAUCCAAUUCUAGGCACGAAAGACUAAACAAUUUUGAACCUUAACUUUUUUUUUUCUUUCAGUGUUAUCAGAAUGUAUGUUCCUAAUACGGCCACUUGAAUAAACUGAUUACACUCUUAAAUAUUAUUAUUGCAUGACACUUGUGAUGGCACUUUGAAGAAGCUUCGUUUUUUUUUCUUUAUUUCAGUUAUUAUUUUAGAAAUACAAAUACAGUGCAAGUAUAUGUAUAGCUACUGUUGUAUUCCAUGUACACACAUAUUUGAUGUAAGAAUCUCCUCACAACAAUUAACUUCUUUUAAGAUUGAAAAUCGUUGUCUAUAUGGUAUAUUUGGGUACAUACUUACAGUAACACCAAAUGCAUUAAAUGAAUUCUAGGCUUGUUAUUAUGAAGGUGUGUCAGAAAACUGUUUGCAACAAAAGGUUUGUUUUAUUUAAAACACUGUUCCUGCAAACUUUAGUGUAAUUAGUUUAUGGUUAGAAGGUAGUUCCACUGAAUUUACAAAUAAAAAAAAUUAGCAGUUUGGUGUAACAAGUAGUUCAUUAACAAAAAAGGAAGUGUAUAUGAUUUUAGAAGUAAACUGAAUUGAGGCAGUGAUUCUUAUGAUUUUUGUUUGUUUUUCAUUGGUUUGCUAAUACAAAGUCUGUGAAAGCUGAAAUUUGAAGUGGUUGUUAAGUCAGAUAAUGAUGAAGAUGGUUUGUUUUUCUUUAAAUGUCACGGUUUUUCUUUCUGGCUGAGUGGGAAUGAGAAAGUAGAGCUGGGGUGAAACAAUGAAUUCACAGGAGUACUUGCUCACAUGGAUUUUAAGCGACUUCAUUUUUUUUUUUUUUUAAUUUACAAGACUAAAGUGAUUCUGAGCUUAACUCUGCAAUUACUUUUUAAACUCCUUUUACACUGUUUAAACUAAAAUUAUGUUGGUUUGUUCCAUGGUUAGAAAAAACCUGCCACAUUCAGGGAUUGUUCCCAUGUGUUAAGCACAAUAAUUUCUAGGGAAGGUGUGAGACAUAGGUCACUGAGUUCCCAAGUGCUUGACAAUUUCUUUUGAAUUGCAGCUUUCAGAAGCAUUACCAAAAAUGUCUAAUAUCUUUGAAAUGACUUUUCUUUAACCAAAUACUUCAACCAAUUCCAAACUCCUUGUGUCAUAGCAAAAUCCAAGGUCAAUCCGGGCAUCUUGUUAUGAAGUCAAUAAAACAAAAUGCACAGUAGAAUUUUCAUACAGAAGUACUUUGCUGAAUAAGACCUAAUUAAAGCCAAAUCUAAGCCAAGGGUAACAAGUACUGUGAAGUCAUGGUUAUGUCACAGAGGAUCUUCAGAAGUCUUAGAAACACAGUUCCUACGUGCCAUGAAACAGACAAGUUGGAAAGCCCACGCUUGAGGUCUAGGAUGAAGACUGCAGCCUGUUAGGGGUAGUGUUUGGUGGGGUUUGUUUUGCGGAUUUUUUUUUUGGUUGGGAUUUAGAAUCAUAGAAUCGUCAAGGUUGGAGAAGACCUCUAAGAUCAUCAAGUCCAACUGCAAACCUAUCACUGCCAAGUCUACCACCAAACCAUAUCCUCAAGUACCACAUCUACCCUUCUUUUAAAUACCUCCAGGGGUGGAGACUCAACCACCUCCCUGGGCAGCCUGUUCCAAUGUUUUUCCUAAUAUCCAACCUAAACUUUCCCUGGUGCAGCUUGAGGCCAUUUCCUCUCAUCCUAUCACUCGUUACUGGGGAGAAGAGUCCGACCUCUGCCUCACUACAAACCCCUUUCAGGUAGUUGUAGAGAGCAAUAAGGUCUCCCCUCAGCCGCCUCCUCUUUUUUCUGUUACUUAAAUAUAGCUUUGUCAUUUUUUUCUGAGAACUAAGCCGAUUUUAUUUUUCACUUUGUUCAAUAUUAUGAAUGCCAAAUAGAGUAACAAUCAAAUUAGACACUGAUUUCUUCCUGUUUCAACCAUGUAGCCUUUCCUGAAGUUGUAUAAUAUCUGUCAGCACAGAUGUUGAGGCAUGUUCCCUAGUGAUGUAAUAUUGUCAUGAAUGAUCCUAUUAAGCUCUUUUUACAUUUAUUUUAAGACUUUAGUUUAUGUAAAUCAUAGGACUUUCAGAGCAACUCUAUGUUGUAUCUUGUCACAAUCUAAUUGUAAACGUAUUUCAUAUGUCAGAGGUCCUUUGCGCGAGUAGUUAUGUGCACAUCAAAAUAUAAAAUAUUACUGUGCAUCUGCUUUUGGGAAACCAAAAUUAGGUCCUCUUACUUUUAACCUCCCUUUCCUCUUAGUUGGGAUGUAAGAGUUGUUUUAUCUCCUGAAUAGUCUUUUAAAGAUAAAAGGAAAGGUAUCUUUUAGGCAGUGCAGAAAAGCUUAUGCUACAAAUCUGAUCACUGUUUUUGAUCUGUAAGUUAGGAAUGAACAGAUCAUCUUGGUUUUAAAAACAGUGUCUCUUUAGCUGAUGCAUUUUAUGUUCACUUCUUAGUGAGGUUUUGAGCUGGCCACGUGAAGUGGAAUAGAGUACAGGUUAUAUGGUGGCAUGGUGAUGUGCAAGUAGCGUUGCUCUUGCCUGUUCCUGUUUGAGUCCACUAAAAAAGGAAAUCAUUCAGAGUAGGUUCUAAAAAUACAGCAUGUUGUCUGGGAGCAGGAGUUUUAAGCAAGUUCUGAAAAAUGCUAGAAUUUCUAAAUACUCAGUCUUGUUGAAUACUAUGUAACUCUCUGUAAAUAAUUGAUUAGUUUCAUUAUUUUGUUGAUAAAUGAAUUGGGUUCCAUCACAAUGUUUCAUCUAUAUUUGUUUCUUAAUGUUAAAAUGGGCUGCUGCAUCUGCUUAAAUUGAAAGCAGGUAUGUACAGCCUUUCUUAAACCAUAUGAGUGUUGACUUCUACCACAAAAAAUUUCUAAUAGUUAAAGAAAUGGGUAAAACAACAUUGAUACUGUAAACUGUGAAACUUUAGAUGCUUGGCUUUAAGCCUCAGUAGCUGGAACUGAGCUUAUGAAUUUACAGACCAUGAGCAAGAGAGAAAUGCUUAUAAACCAGUAUUGAUGUAACAUUUCUUUGUUACAAUUAUGCCGUAAAAUUCUAAUAUACAAUUACUCUUUCAGCAAAACCAGCAAUGUACUCCAGAGUACAUUGACUAAUGUGUGACUGCCUGAUGGCAACAAAUACACUGGUUUGGUCUUCAUUCUCUGUAAGAUGUAUUUCUAUUUCAGUUAAUCAAGGUGUCUGUCCUUUUUCUGGUUAAGCAAUUAGUGUUGAAAUGUGGUGUUCUUUUAAAAAUGCAUUAUGGAAAAUAAUUUUGCAUAAAUAUAAUUUAAUAAUUGUAUAAGGUAAAAUUAUGUUUUAGUGAAAGGCUGCUGAAAAUAUAAAUUAUCUUGCUGAAACACUGCAGUUUGAGAGGUUUUGUUUUACACUGUUUUACAUGAGGAUUUGUUGAUUGUUUAACAUUAUAGUCAAUAAUCUAUAGGACAAGAGCCAUGUUUUCUGUGUAUAUAAGUUUCUGAUUAUUCACUUGAUAAGGUAUUGCUAAAGAAAACUUUUUCCAUUUAAAAAAAAUUGUUCUCUAAUGAUGUAUUUCUGAUGCAUCUCAUUUUACUCUCUAAUUUUGUUAAAUUUCCUUUGCCAUUAAAUAAUCUGUUCUAUUUUUAUUCUAAA